CUGGGUGAUCCCAUAUGAUAAACUGAAUAGCCUGAAAUGUGAUGGGUUGCCGCCUUCAUCGCUUGCCUCGGCAUUCUUCCGUGCUUAGGCUGCUUUCUAUAGAUAAAAGUCUCUCUACAUGUGAUGUUGACAUUUGUUCUCAUGUCAAGAUACAAUAAGGAAAGCUUUUGGGUCGCUCACUGUGAUCAUACGCCACCUUACUGCGUCUACCCCAUUUUUUCUCAAGUUUAAGUACAGAAGUUCAUUUCCAAUAUUUUCUAAGUCUUUUCAAAACAAGUGUAUUCAUACUUUGCCUCCUAUUCCAUCUAUUAUAUUUCCACCAAAACUUUCAACGAUGGCUUCAUCUGUGACGUACACGGCUUCGGAUGUAUUUUUUGAGGCUUUAAGCGAGUUUCGUGUAAUGAGAAUGCUCCAUAUUCAAAGCAUUGACUAACAAUUGCAAGUUUGGCAUUCAAGCCUGCUUCGUUAAUCUUGGGUCAGACCAUCCCAGUCUAAUAUAAUCAAUGUUGAAGGGACAGAAAGAAAAGAGAAGAAACUUUCCUACCAUCUACACUUGUCCUAAUGAAGUACAUAUCAUUUUAUCUUUUCCGUUUGUCCAAUGUUAGUUGAAGACUGAUUUAGCAUUAUUGAUAAAGAUGGUUGCGCUUUCUAUGGCUGAUGGUUGGGCCUGAGCGACUGGACGGGUACAAGCCGUAAUUGUUCAUGUUGAUGUUGGAACUCAAGCUCUGGGGGCUGCCAUGCGAUGCCCCAGACCAAAAGGCUCUCGUUCGACAAUAUAAUCGCUACGUAGGAGAGUUUCGUACGGGUUCUACCGUGAAGAAGACUGUUGCACGAGCGCUGCAGUUUGCUAUUAGUGAUCCCAAGGGACCCGCAUAUCUGGCCGGAGCCCGAGAAGUGAUGGCUGAGACUGUUCAGCCUCAGAAAUUUGAUACUGGACAGUAUGGACCUAUCGGCCCCUCUGCCUUGCUCCAAUCUACAGUCAAAAAAAUUGCAGAUGCUUUGUUAAAUGCUAAUUCGCCUCUCAUUAUCACCGGAUACUCCGGUAGAAACCAUGCUUGUCCUGCAGAGCUAGUCAAAUUAGCAGACAUGAUUCCUGGAUUGCAAGUUUCAGAUACCGGUGGUUGUGACAUGUGCUUUCCAGCCUCACAUCCUGCAUACCUUGGCUUUCAUCUCAGCUUUGACAAAUCUGCAACCGAAGCUGAUGUGAUAUUUGUUCUGGAUUGCGAUGUUCCAUGGAUUCCUUCUCGCAAUCGUCCUCGUGAGGAUGCAGUCAUAUAUCAUGUCGACGUCGAUCCCCUGAAUUCAACAAUGGGGUUAUGGAAAGUGGAUAGUUAUAUUGCUUUAACCAAAAUCAAUCAAUAUCUGACAACCUCAGAGCUUGCGAAGAAAAAGCUCGCAGACGAAGAAUCUGCAAAACGACAUAAGGUUGUUGCCAAAAAAUACCAAGAACGCAUGGAAUCCAUCGCUAGGCUUGCAACCCCGCCUUCCGAUGGCUCGCUAGAUAUUCAUUACGUUGGAGCCGCGCUAAAAUCCGCUGCACCACGGGACACAAUAUUUGUCGUCGAGGCCGCAACGUGCGCAAUGCCUUUAUCGGACCAACUACAAGUAGAAAUCCCUGGCUCUUUGAUUAAUUCUGCUGGUGUGGGCUUGGGAUGGAGUGGUGGAGCGGAUGCUGCCGGGACUCCAAAGUUUGUUUGUCAGGUCGUGGGUGAUGGAACCUAUCUAUUCACAGUUCCUGGAAGUGUAUAUUGGACUGUAUCUCGAUACGGUAUACCAAUUUUAACAAUCGUGCUCAACAAUAGAGGGUGGAACGCACCUCGCCAAUCGCAUCGGCUCGUUCAUCCAACAGGCCUUGGUGCCACAGCGUCGAAUAAGGACAUGCAUAUAUCAUUAGAUCCUUCUCCUGACUAUAGCGGAAUUGCUAAAGCAGCAGCUGGGGAUAAUUUUGGCUCCCUUCAGGGUAGCCUAUUUGCGGUGAAAGUUUCUACAGCUACGGAACUAAGUAAUGUGCUCAGCAAGGCUGUGAAAGAGGUUCAAAAUGGGCGUGGAGCUGUUGUAGAAGUAGUAUUGAAUGUUGAUGAGAUGGGCGAUUUCAAAAUGCGUCGAGAAUGACCACCUCCGAAACGAGAUUUUUCGAUUGUAACUUCCAACUUGUCAAUCAUAGUAAAGAUGACAAUUUUUGCGCAGCGUGU
This is a messenger RNA of Botrytis byssoidea, 2192 nucleotides long. RefSeq lists its product as uncharacterized. Gene Ontology annotation, molecular function: flavin adenine dinucleotide binding; thiamine pyrophosphate binding; magnesium ion binding. Gene Ontology annotation, biological process: L-valine biosynthetic process. The transcript has 5 exons. NCBI's taxonomy places the organism in Eukaryota, Fungi, Ascomycota, Leotiomycetes, Helotiales, Sclerotiniaceae. Gene Ontology annotation, cellular component: mitochondrion; acetolactate synthase complex. The record is from RefSeq and is a predicted model, not a curated record. Bases 703 to 2112 code for a protein of 469 amino acids.